GAGAUGAGCUCCAACUUGUAUGAACGCUUGUAAUUUGUGCGCUCAAUUCUUAUUGUAUUUCCAAGUUAUUGGACUUGAGCCCGACCGAAGUUGUCAUAAAAAUACCUUUGUUAUUUCGAUUAAAUCUCCGCCGAUCAGAGUGCUUGGAAAUGUAGAGAGUCGCCGAGUAAGGAGCUCUGGAAAUAACAGAUUUUACUAUUUAUUACUAAGUACGUUGUAUAUUAUUUGCUUUGGGAGUUCUAUGUUAAAAAUCAAAGUGAGUAAUGUUCUGCUAAUGUUGCUGUUCUGCAUCUUCUUUCUACUCGCCGUACAAGCGGCAAAAAACGGAUCCCGUCGCAAUGUUGUGCUUAUCAUUUUUGACGACUUGCGCCCUGCGCUGGGCGGAUAUGGUGAUCAUUUGGCGCAAACCCCUCAUUUAGACGCCUUCAUCAAAGAUAGUUACUACUUCACACGUGCUUAUAGCCAGCAAUCGCUCUGUGCUCCCAGUCGCAACUCUAUGCUGACUGGCCGUCGUCCGGAUACGCUGCAUCUUUACGACUUUUACAAUUACUGGCGCGAUUUUACCGGAAACUUUUCGACUCUGCCACAGUAUUUUAAAACACACAAUUACUACACUUAUGGCAUUGGAAAAGUUUUCCAUCCAGGCAUUUCAUCAAACAAUACGGACGAUUAUCCCUACAGUUGGUCGGUGCCAGUGUUUCGGCCACAGAGCGAGAAGUACAUGAAUUCGCCAGUGUGUCCAGAUGCUGGCGGAGUAUUGCGGAAAAAUCUAAUCUGCCCAGUUCAUCUGCAAACUCAACCGCUAAAGACACUGCCUGAUAUUGAGUCUACCGCUGAAGCUAUACGCUUCGUCCGUGCUUAUAAGCGUCGUAGGCCAUUCUUUCUAGCAGUUGGCUUUCACAAACCGCACAUUAAUUUGCGCUUUCCGCAACAGUUCAUCGAUCAAUUUCGCCUCGAAGACUUCAAUAAUUAUACGACAGAUACCAAUAAGCCACAGGAUAUGCCGAAUGUCGCUUGGAAUCCAUAUAUAGAUGUGCGUUCGCGAGAUGACUUCAAACAUCAAAACAUUUCCUUCCCUUAUGGUCCGAUUUCGCCGAGACAUCGCUCCCAGAUACGUCAGGCCUACUAUGCCUCCGUUGCCUAUGUGGACGACCUAUUUGGGAAAUUUAUUGCACAUCUAAAUAAAAGCAACACCAUCGUGUUAGUGACAAGUGACCAUGGCUGGUCUUUGGGUGAACAUGCAGAAUGGGCUAAGUACAGUAAUUUCGAAGUUUCUUUGCGCGUGCCACUCAUUAUCCGCAGUCCGGAGUUCCCAACAAAUGAAUUUCACCAUAUUCAGAGUAUCGCUGAACUUAUAGACAUUUUUCCGACAUUGGUGGACUUAGCACAUUUGCCGCCAUUGCCAUCGUGUAACAAAUCAGCACCUUCCACCCAGAACUUACUUUGUGGCGAAGGCAAAAGUUUAUAUCCAUUGCUGCAGGAAGUCGGUAGGAAUGAGGAGUACGUGGCUUUAAGCCAAUAUCCACGGCCAGGCAUAGAACCUACAAAACACCCCAACAGCGAUAAGCCGAAGCUUUCAAAUAUCAAGGUGAUGGGCUAUUCGCUACGAACUAACGUGUUUCGCUAUACACUUUGGGUGCGUUUCAACGCACACGACUUCAGUAAAGAUUGGAAUGAAAUAUUUGGUGAGGAAUUGUACGAUCAUCGUUUGGAUGAAGGCGAAGACGUCAAUUUGGCUAAAAUCCCCGAGUACAACGAAACACGCACGCUUCUGAGGCAACAAUUAAUAACAGCUUUUUCAAAAUAACUGUGACAUAAACAAUUUUAAUGGCGAUUACCAAUCGCUCCAGAAAAAGUAUGAUAUAUGUAUAUAGAUAAGUUUGUAACCAAAGUAUCUAUUGUUUAAUAUUAUAUAGUCGUUUUUUUUUAUAUGUUUCUCCUUUAGUAGCCCCACUCUGUGCAACAUUGAGUAAAUUUAGCAUAGCAUUUAGCAUUUGAUGAAGUUCAGAAAACAUAGAAACGACAAGUUAUUUUUUUCAUUUUUUUCACUUAUCAAUGGUCUUGUAACCAAUGCUUCAAGGAGUACAUUGCCAUUCAGAAGAACAACAGAAGGCUGUGCGGAUUACAGUCUUAGGUGGGUUGUUCAUCAGGCUCCUUGAGCGCAUCAUGAGUGCUUUUCUCUUAGUAUCAUCAGCUCAUAGUUUCAUUAAUGAAACAUGAAUUCCAUUACUUGGAAAUUGACAUAUUGGCUGCCAUGUCACAUGUAUUCGUACGAAUAUUCACCUCAUUGUACGACAGGGAUUGUCGAACGUUGUAAUGGUUUCCAUGCAUUUUUUAAUAUGCGACAUGACUCUGAUAAUGUUUUCUGGAAACACAAAAACUCGUAACCUCGACUUAUCACGUCCAUGCC
Messenger RNA from Bactrocera latifrons, 2410 nucleotides. It is a transcript of the gene Ids, whose product is annotated as iduronate 2-sulfatase. NCBI's taxonomy places the organism in Eukaryota, Metazoa, Arthropoda, Insecta, Diptera, Tephritidae. The transcript has 4 exons. Gene Ontology annotation, molecular function: iduronate-2-sulfatase activity. The coding region runs from base 20 to 1807 and encodes 595 amino acids. The record is from RefSeq and is a predicted model, not a curated record.